UUUCCUCACUUUUCCUUUAGCCAUUUGUGCAUAUAUGGUGAAGGUAAUGGUUGCUAUGGUAGAGAGAAAUGAAAAAUAUUUGUGAAGCAAGCAAAAUUUUUAAAACCCCAAUAAUGUUAAAGGCCUUCCAUUCCUGUCUUGUAUGCUCUCUUUUGUCCAAGUAAGGGCACAGAUAAAGUUUGACACAUAUUCGGUGGAGUAUCUAAAUAGAAAAAUGUACUGAAGCAAACCAAGAACAGAGUUUAAAAAAAAAAUUAAAGCACUAAGCAAACAUUCUGAACUUUUGGCAGAGGAAUUGGACUGUCUGAAUCUCCAUGACUCUUUGGAGUUAUUAAUAGUGAUGCAUUUUGCCAUAUUUUGAGCAGAUGCAUAUUUAUAGGUCACGCAAUAUCUGUGUGGGUAGACUUUCAAGGCUUUAUGGCCUUUUAAAAAUGUCUUAUCUUGGAAGAGAACAGGGCAAGGAGGAUGCCAUUUUGUCAUCUGUGCAGCACCAAUCACCCUGUGCUCAUUAAAUGUUACGGGAAAGAUGGGCACUGCAGCAGGGCCUGGAAUGUGGCUCCCAUCUGCUCUGCCAGAAGCCAUCCAUGAUGAAGUCACGAGUUGCACAACAGUAGUAAUUCGCAGCUAUUUAUGACCAUUUUAAUAGCGAAGGUCUAGAUUAGAAGGCUGUGUUUACACGCCAUGCAGCAGAAUAGUUCACGAAUCAUUCCCACAGUAACGUUUGGUCAAACCAAUCAACCAAGUAGUGAAAAAUGAACCAGUUGUUCUUGAGGUUGUGAUUAAUAGAUCUCUAAGUUAACCUCUACUUUCCUCAUGCUCUUCCAUACCUGAGACAGAAUUGACUCCUGCCCCAUGCCCACAGACUCUCCUCCUCUGUCUUCCCAGCAAGCCACAGCCCUGUUACCCUUUCUCCACCCAAGCUCAAAGCUGUAAGACAUCAGCUAAGUUAAAGGAGCUUUGGAAACUCCUAUAGAGCACCUGUGCACAUAAUUAAGGAAACAUAAUUUUUAGCACGUGUUUAUUUUCUCAUUGUCAUUGCUCCAUUAUGUGACUUUAAUUAGUGACCCCGAUGGCUCCUGUGCAUCCAGAUCAGUAAAAUCCUUUCAUUUGUCUGCUUAAACUGACUUGAGAUUUUAGUGAUUAUCCCUUCCAUGCAGCCUGAAGGUCAGACUAUUUCCUUUUGUUUCACUAGACAGUUAAUCCCCUCAUUAGGGGUGAUGGAAAAUGAAUAAUUAAACAUGCCAUUUUCGCAUUUCAGGUAAUGAGAGGCCCUAAAAUCCCAGAGGAUGCCGUAAGAGGAAAAGUCAGGGGAGUGUUGAAGACUCUGCCUCCUACAAAUAUGAUUGUUGGAGGACAAAAUGACAAUAUGAGCAAGUGAAAUGGUAUGCCUAGUACCAGUAAGCCCUCAGUAAACAGUAGGCAGCAACCAAGCUGGUGGGAAGUCUUCUAUCCAGGAGGGUGCAAAUUGUUGACUUGCAAGAUGAUGAGGAUUUCCAGAUAGACACAGUCUAUUCCUGCAGUGAUGGUAUCAUAUUAGCCCAUGGAACAGUGCCCAUCAAACAAGAUGCCACCGGAAAUGUCAUCUUCUCCCCAGACGCUGGCUUGCAAGCACAGCAGCACCCAGAGGCUAACCUAUUUCCCCUAUAGCCCAAGCUCUGAGAUCUCCCAUCUGGUCACAAUGAUCUACAGGAGAGGAAGAAAGCUAUCUAGUGAUGAGAUCUAGAAUCAACUGAGAGAGAUGCUUAAAAAUCACCAGUUACUUUAAUGACCAUCUGCAGCGCCACCAUGUGCAAAGGAAGGAGCUAGGCUGUGCGCCCUGGGCGUCAUGAUCCUUCUGCGGGCCUCCGAAGUGCGGCAGCUGCUUCACAAUAAGUUCGUGGUCAUCCUGGGGGACUCUGUGCAUAGGGCAGUAUACAAGGACCUGGUGCUUCUGCUGCAGAAGGACCGCCUGCUCACUCCCGGGCAGCUUAGAGCAAGGGGGGAGCUGAACUUCGAACAAGAUGAGCUGGUGGACGGAGGCCAGCGGGGCCUCAUGCACAACGGCCGUAACUACCGUGAGGUCCGCGAGUUCCGCUCCGACCACCAUCUGGUGCGUUUUUACUUCCUCACCCGCGUGUACUCCGAUUACCUCCGGACCAUCUUGAAAGAGCUGCAGUCAGGCGAGCACGCCCCCGACCUGGUCAUCAUGAAUUCCUGCCUCUGGGACAUCUCCAGGUAUGGUCCGAACUCCUGGAGAAGCUACCUGGAGAACCUGGAGAACCUGUUCCAGUGCCUGGGCCAGGUGCUGCCCGAGUCUUGCCUCCUGGUGUGGAACACGGCCAUGCCUGUGGGCGAGGAAGUCACCGGGGGUUUUCUUCCGCCCAAGCUCCAGCGGCAGAAAGCCACCUUCCUGAAAAACGAAGUGGUCAAAGCCAACUUCCACAGCGCCACCGAGGCACGUAAACAUAACUUCGAUGUACUGGACUUGCAUUUCCACUUCCGCCACGCGAGGGAGAACCUGCAGUGCGACGGGGUGCACUGGAAUGGACUUGUGCACCGCUGCCUCUCCCAGCUGCUGCUGGCCCACGUGGCCGACGCCUGGGGUGUGGAACUACCCCACCGCCACCCCGUGGGCGAGUGGAUCAAGAAGAAAAAACCUGGCCCGAGAGUUGAAGGGCCGCCCCAGGCCAACAGAAAUCACCCGACCUUACCUCUGUCCCCACCCUUACCUUCCCCCACAUACCGCCCCCUGCUUGGGUUCCCACCCCAGCGCUUGCCGCUGCUCCCGCUCCUGUCCCCACAGCCUCAUCCUCCCAUUCUCCAUCACCAGGGAAUGCCCCGGUUCCCACAGGGUCCUCCAGAUGCCUGUUUUUCCUCAGACCAUACUUUCCAGUCGGAUCAAUUCUAUUGCCAUUCAGAUGUCCCCUCAUCAGCCCAUGCAGGUUUCUUCUUCGAAGACAACUUUAUGGUUGGUCCUCAGCUGCCUAUGCCCUUCUUCCCCACACCCGGUUAUCAGCGGUCUGCCCCAGUGGUCCAUAGGGGUUUUGGCAGGUAUCGUCCCCGUGGCCCCUAUGUGCCCUGGGGACAGCGGCCUCGACCUUCAAAGAGAAGGGCCCCAGCCAAUCCAGAGCCAAGGCCUCAAUAGACGGACCUAGGCCUUAUUUCCUCUUUGUGAACAUGGAUUGGACAGAUCUGACGCUUCCUUUCCAUUGCUUGGCCUGAACAGACUGACCUUGUUAACUUAAGCCUGGAGUCCAUGCCUGGUUUCUUUUUGUUCAUUGCUGUUACCAAGAAAGCCAAGGAAGAGCAGUCUGACUCAUUCUUCUUGGCUGCAGCCUCUUCCUCACUUCCUGGGGGUGACCCAGCGUUAUUCCUGCCUCCCCACUCCUAUUCUCUUUGCCUUUGUGUAAAAAUAAAAUGGAAAUAAAGAAGUUGCACAGAA
Molecule: messenger RNA, 3421 nt
Organism: Pongo pygmaeus (Bornean orangutan)
Lineage: Eukaryota; Metazoa; Chordata; Mammalia; Primates; Hominidae
Gene: PCED1B
Product: PC-esterase domain containing 1B
Exons: 5
Coding region: 1826-3124 (432 amino acids)
Source: RefSeq, a predicted model, not a curated record